Suricata suricatta (meerkat) is the source of this 1938-nucleotide messenger RNA. RefSeq names its product catenin beta like 1 (gene CTNNBL1). The record is from RefSeq and is a predicted model, not a curated record. Gene Ontology annotation, cellular component: spliceosomal complex. NCBI's taxonomy places the organism in Eukaryota, Metazoa, Chordata, Mammalia, Carnivora, Herpestidae. The coding region runs from base 101 to 1834 and encodes 577 amino acids. The transcript has 17 exons.
UGCGCUUUACGGCAGUGUGUCUGGAGCCUCUGCGGAGGGGCCGCGGUUUGGGCGUGAGUGGAGGGAACCCCGGUGGCAGGUGUUGGCUGGGUCUGAAACCAUGGACGUGGGUGAACUUCUGAGCUACCAGCCCAACAGAGGCACAAAACGUCCCCGGGACGAUGAGGAGGAAGAACUGAAGAUGCGUCGGAGACAAGCUGGCACUCGAGAGCGUGGCCGCGGCCGGGAGGAGGAGCUGAGUGUGGCCGAAGAAGCCGAUGACGACAAAAAAAGACUGCUUCAAAUUAUUGACAGAGAGGGUGAGGAGGAGGAGGAAGAGGAAGAACCACUGGAUGAAAGCUCAGUGAAGAAAAUGAUCCUUACGUUUGAAAAAAGAUCAUACAAAAACCAAGAGUUGCGGAUCAAGUUCCCAGACAACCCAGAGAAGUUUAUGGAGUCCGAGCUGGACCUAAAUGACAUCAUUCAGGAGAUGCACGUGGUGGCCACCAUGCCAGACCUGUACCACCUGCUGGUGGAGCUGAACGCCGUGCAGUCUCUUCUUGGGUUACUUGGACACGAUAAUACAGAUGUGUCCAUAGCUGUGGUGGAUUUGCUUCAGGAAUUAACAGACAUAGACACCCUCCACGAGAGUGAAGAGGGAGCGGAAGUGCUCAUCGAUGCUCUGGUGGAUGGGCAGGUGGUAGCGCUGCUCGUGCAGAAUCUGGAGCGCCUGGAUGAGUCUGUGAAGGAAGAGGCGGACGGCGUCCACAACACUCUCGCUAUUGUGGAAAACAUGGCAGAGUUCCGGCCUGAGAUGUGUACGGAGGCCGCCCAGCAGGGGCUCCUGCAGUGGCUGCUGAAGAGGCUGAAGGCAAAGAUGCCUUUCGAUGCCAACAAACUGUAUUGUAGUGAAGUGCUGGCCAUCUUGCUCCAGGACAACGACGAAAACAGGGAAUUGCUUGGGGAGCUGGAUGGAAUCGAUGUGCUUCUUCAGCAGUUAUCUGUGUUUAAAAGGCACAAUCCUAGCACAGCCGAGGAGCAGGAGAUGAUGGAGAAUCUGUUUGAUUCCCUCUGUUCCUGCCUGAUGCUCAGUUCCAACCGCGAGCGCUUCCUGAAGGGCGAGGGCCUCCAGCUGAUGAAUCUCAUGCUCAGAGAAAAGAAGAUCUCCCGGAGCAGUGCCCUGAAGGUGCUGGACCAUGCCAUGAUCGGACCCGAGGGCACGGACAAUUGCCACAAGUUUGUUGAUAUUCUUGGCUUACGAACCAUCUUUCCCCUCUUUAUGAAAUCUCCCAGGAAGAUCAAGAAAGUGGGAACCACUGAGAAGGAGCACGAAGAGCAUGUCUGUUCGAUCCUGGCCUCCCUCCUGCGGAACCUGAGAGGACAGCAGCGAACCCGGCUUCUGAGUAAAUUCACUGAAAAUGACAGCGAGAAGGUCGACAGACUGAUGGAGUUGCAUUUUAAAUACCUGGACGCAAUGCAGGUGGCCGACAAGAAGAUUGAAGGGGAAAAGCACAUUUCUCCCGACUCUCCAGACAACACAAAGCCCAGAGAACGCCAAGGCCCCUGGUAUGGGAAGCUGUCUGGACUUCUCGUUGGUUCCUUCUGGCUUCUGUUGGUUAAAUGCACAGAGAUGCCUAACAGACAUAGCGUGUCCUUCUUCUGGGUUCCCUCGGCCCUCGGUACAACUGGAGAGAUUCGCCAGAGGGUCCACCAGAUCCUAAACAUGCGAGGGAGCUCCAGCAAGAUCGUCAGGCACAUCAUCAAGGAGUACGCGGAGAACAUCGGCGACGGCCGGAGCCCCGAGUUCCGGGAGAACGAGCAGAAGCGCAUCCUGGGCUUGCUGGAGAACUUCUAGAGACCCCGGGGCUGCGGGCCGCGCGGACUCUCACUGGGCCUCCCGCCCGGCAAGAUUUUACACAGCUCGUGUGACUUUUGGACGAAUUAAAGCUAGUUUUGGUA